CAUGUCUAGCGGAGAACGCGUUCGCCGUUUAAAUUUUCGCGCCAUAAAACAAAUAAAUAUCAUGUAUUAAAAAAACAAUACAAUAAUUGUAAUUGUUAAAAAUAUUUAUUGAAAACAAUUUUAUGAACAGAUGAAUAAGAAUUAAGUACAAAGUGGUUUAGUAACGUUGCGAUUACAACCUUAAUUUAACCCAGGAAUAAAAUAUGAUGGCCGUUAAGAAUGCAAAGUUGCUGCUAGUUUUAGGAACAAUCAUCAUCUCAAUCGUCAGUGCCAUAGUCCCGGUGUCAUCAAAUGAAAAUAUCAUAGAGAGUUUCGGGAAGAGAUCAACUAUAAGUACUGGAGGAUCACUGUAUCCUCGGGAGUCACUGACUAGAGAUUUAAGAAGCCUAGAUGGUAUUUGGAAUUUUAGGUUGUCACCUCCAAACGAUCCGUUGUACGGAUUUUUAAAUGGAUGGUAUCUACAAGAUUUAGAGAGGACUGGACCGGUGAUCCCUAUGCCAGUCCCCUCAUCGUACAACGACGUCGGGACGGACGCUGCAAUACGGGACCACACGGGCGUGGUCUGGUACGACCGGCGGUUCUACGCGCCGCAGUCCUGGGAGAACCACCAGAGAGUGUGGCUAAGGUUCGGCAGCGUGCAUUACCAGGCUAAAGUGUUUCUCAAUGGUGUGCAAGUAGCCUCUCACGAGAUUGGUCACCUGCCCUUCCAAGUGGAUAUCACAGAAAGAAUCCUGUACAACAGCACCAAUCUCCUCACCGUGGCUGUGGACAACACUUUGACUCUUACCACAAUACCACAAGAAAAUGGAUACGAUUUCUUUAACUAUGCUGGGAUACAUAGACCUGUGGUCCUUUACACCACACCACUCGUAUACAUUGAUGAUAUUGUCGUCAACACCGAUAUACAAGGAUACACCGGUAUCAUUACAUACAACAUAUCAGUAAGAGGGUCAAGUGACGAAGAGAUCACUUGUCAAGUGGUAAUUUUCGACAAAAACAAGAAGCAAGUAAGCGCGUCGCGGAACUGCAGUGGAGUGAUGGACAUCCCCCAGGCGAAUCUCUGGUGGCCGUACCUUAUGCACGAGAAACCAGGAUAUUUAUACACAUUAACGGCUGCGCUCGUUAACUCUCGGGGUGAACUGGUGGACAUGUAUAGUGAAAAGAUCGGCAUUAGGACCAUAGCUUGGACCAACACGACUGUGUAUCUCAAUGAUGAGCCAUUAUACCUACGAGGGUUUGGCAUGCACGAAGAUUCAGAUUUUCGCGGCAAGGGCUGGGACCCAGUUUUAUGGGUCAAGAACAUGAACCUCAUCAAAUGGAUUGGAGCCAAUACAUUCCGCACUUCCCACUACCCUUACGCCGAAGAGAUCUAUCAAUUGGCUGACGAACACGGUAUUAUGAUCAUCGAUGAAUGCCCCAGCGUCAACGCUGUGAUAUACUCGGACACGAUGUUGGAGAAACACAAGCAAUCGUUAACAGAACUCAUCCGCCGCGACAAGAACCACCCCAGCGUCAUCAUGUGGUCCAUCGCCAACGAGCCGGUGAGCGACAAGGCUAACUGCGACCAAUACUUCAAAAACGUGGUCCUUCAUGUGAAGUCAAUGGACGUAACAAGACCUGUGACAUACGCUCUAGCUAAUCCUAAAGAUAUUGCAGGAAAGCAUCUAGACGUGAUCAGUUUCAACCGCUACAAUGGUUGGUACCACGAUCCUGGAAACAUCGAGAACAUUGCCAAGAGAGUGGAGAGUGAAGCGCGGCAAUGGCAUCAGAAGUAUAACCGAUCUGUUCUCAUGUCCGAGUAUGGGGCCGACACCCUCGCUGGCAUGCAUUAUCUUCCAACGUUCAUGUGGUCAGAAGACUAUCAAGCAUCUUUGAUGUCGGAACAUUUCAAGGCUUUCGACAAGUUACGGCAGACCGGCUUCUUUAUCGGGGAGUUCAUCUGGAACUUCGCUGACUUCAAAACUAAACAGGGUAUCACAAGAGCGGGAGGCAACAAGAAAGGCAUAUUCACACGUGCGCGCCAACCCAAAGCCGCGGCACAUCUACUCCGCGCGCGCUACCUGGCCGUGGCGGCCGCGGACGCCGGGCGCGCGCCGCCGCCCCGCGCGCUCUACGUCAGCGACGGCGCCCCGGCGACACACGGCGAACUCUAGUCGGUACUAAUUCUCAUUCUACCCACAUUAGUUAUUAUUCUGACGGCAGUCAAAACGGUGCAGUGUCUGUGGAUUUGCCGUAUAGGUAAAGCAAGAGUCGAAGACUGCUCCAAGAUUCGCAACAAAAGCGGAACAAAGAAUUAUAUAUAGACCGAUACCGUUAUGAAAAUUUUGAAAAACGAAGCAAAAAACUUAAAGGAUAAGUGAUGCCGAUUGUGAAAAUUUGGACAACUCAUUUUUUCAAAAGUAUGGGUAAUUGUUAAUUUCGUAAACAUGACAUAAGUGAUUUAACUAAGUAGUUUAUGUUUAUUAUUAGGAGGAGAAUGUUAGUAUUCAGUAUUCUACUUUAUUACUCUUUUAAAUACUUGGCGAAUAAUACCUCUCUCUGUUCAUAAUAUUGUCCAUAAUAUCUUCCUUUUCACCUAGUUAACCUGAUAUUUUUUUGUAAAUAAAACAUCUACCUAUCAAGUUCAAUUUUUUUUAUGUUACCUAAUCAAAUUAUUGUACAGUCAGUGAUCAAGUACAUACAUAUUUUUAUCUUUAUUCAAUGGAAAGGCACAAGUUGUUUUGUUAAAAUGAAAAAUGUUGUAAUGAAAUAAGCCAACGCAGGUAAUAAGUUAUUUAGACCUUGGUUAUCGUACAUGUUGGUUACCCCUUUUAAGGCAGUGUUCACUAGUCAAGCUUUAAAAGGUCUUAGGUACAUAUCGGAUAAGAAUUAAAAACUAACAUAUUUUAACAUAUGCGACCCACACAGGCUUUUCUAGAUUUACCUACGUAUAGUAUAGGUAUGAACAUUAACUUAUUGAAAACAACCUGCUAGUGCCUACUGUAUCUAUAAAAUGUAAAAAUAGCAAUAUAUGGACACAUACACAUGCAAAACUAUUUUUUGUUUUUAUGUUUUAUGUACGUAGGUACCUAUGUAAAACAUGUAGAGUUAGAGUAAAAAUGCCUGCUGGCCUAUAGGUACAGGAUAUCUCAUAACUAUGUUACUUGCCUUCUCAAUUUAGUUGAUACAAAAAGACUGCAAUUUGUUGUUGUCUCAAGAUGAUACUGAAAAUGUAUAAUAGAAAUAAAGUAACUAAUGGACUGACGCCAGCACGAACACUUUAUAUUGUAAUUUGUCAAUUAGUGUCAUAAGUACCUAA
Molecule: messenger RNA, 3298 nt
Organism: Amyelois transitella
Lineage: Eukaryota; Metazoa; Arthropoda; Insecta; Lepidoptera; Pyralidae
Product: beta-glucuronidase
Exons: 13
Coding region: 204-2153 (649 amino acids)
Biological process (GO): carbohydrate metabolic process; glucuronoside catabolic process
Molecular function (GO): carbohydrate binding; beta-glucuronidase activity
Source: RefSeq, a predicted model, not a curated record